GCUGUCGGGGACUCAUAAACGGUGAUAAUAUCCACGGAACAGGCUGCGGGCAGGAGGAACAAAGAAAGAAAGCCGCCCGCUUGCGUGUUCAGCGACCUUUCACUUUUAUAACACGGACAAAUACCGACUUUGCUUCGUUUUUCCUCGGUAUUCGUCGCACUUUCCCCGAAGCGGUAAAUGUCACUCUGCGUGUUAAAUCUGAAGAGUCGCUUUCCCAAAGGAGAGGAGAAACUUGGCGUCGUGAGAGGUUCGCGCGGGUCGCUUUUCUCCAAAUCUUCCCUGGAUGCGUAUGGAAAUACUGGAGGCUUUGACUAUUGGAUCCACAACCUGUUAACCUGGUAGAUGCUUUUUUUUCUCAAGAUACUUGCAACUACAUGGACUAAGAGGUGUGCAGUUGGCCUGGUUGAAGAGUGUGUGUGUCGAACAGCUUUUUUCCACACAGGACACGCAGUGCUGCCAUCGCGCCCAUGAGGUAACAUCAGGACCCGCUGGGCCCUCAUUGCCACCCUUGGUCCAUCCUUUCUCCCUCCCCUCUGUCCCUUCCUUCCCUUUGACCCACUAAGCCAUGGGCCAGAAGAUCUCAGGCAGCAUCAAGUCAGUGGAUGUACGUGGGGAGCCCUCAUACCGGCCUGUGCGCCGCGAACUACGGGGCCCUGACUUCUGUCGGCCUCCGAGACUUGACUUACUGUUGGACAUGCCGCCAGCCAGCCCUGAGACACAACUUCGCCAUGCUUGGAACCCUGAUGACCGAUCGCUCAAUGUCUUUGUGAAGGAGGAUGACAAGCUCACUUUUCACCGACACCCAGUAGCACAAAGCACAGACUGCAUCCGAGGCAGAGUGGGCUACACCCGGGGCCUCCAUGUAUGGAGGAUUUACUGGCCGGCCAGACAAAGAGGCACCCAUGCUGUCGUUGGGGUGGCUACUGCAGAAGCGCCUUUACACUCAGUGGGCUACACAGCCCUGGUGGGCUCAGACUCUGAGUCCUGGGGCUGGGACCUGGGCCGGAAUAGACUCUACCAUGAUGGAAAGAAUAGGCCCAUUUCCACAUCAGCUCCCACUUAUCCCUGUUUCCUGGAACCAGACGAGUCGUUUGUGCUCCCAGACUGUCUGACAGUAAUUCUAGACAUGGACGAAGGGACACUGAGCUUCAUGGUGGACGGACAGUAUCUGGGAGUGGCUUUCAGGGGGCUAAAGGGCAAGAGGCUGUAUCCCAUCGUCAGUGCAGUGUGGGGGCACUGUGAAGUGACGAUUCGCUACAUAAGUGGACUAGAUCCGGAGCCCCUCCCGCUUAUGGAUCUGUGCAGACGAGUAGCUCGCCUCGCCCUGGGCAGAGAGCGCAUCCAUCACAUCGACAUGCUCCCACUGCCGCAGACUCUAAAGAACUACCUCCAGUACCAGUGAUGGCACACUGCAGACCCAGAGGGGCAAACAUUAGAGCCCAUUUCAUGAACUUCACCAAGGUCCUGCAACGUGGUUUGUUUACACUUUUUGGGGCUUUUCAGUUUUUUAGCUCCUGGUUUUAAGCUUUUUUAUGAUUAUUUUUUUUUUGCUGACUUCUUUCUAUCCGACAUACGUGAGGAGCUGAUGGAUGAAGAGUGUGAAGGGAUGUGAUUACCAUUCCCAGUCAAACCACACGUCUUCAGUUAGAAAGGCCUUACACGCUGUGGUUUUUACACGGAUUCUGUGGGAGCUUCCUCUGAAACAUGUUGGUAUUUAUGUUUAAAGUCCCAACAACACAGCAGGCUCUGUGGAGACGCAGCAAUCCCUGCAAGCUGCAGGAAAGACAGAAAGCACGAGAGGGAGAGUUCAGUUCUAUUUUUGUUGGUGUGUACACACUGCAGCACACACAGAUCACAUAUACAGUGUAUGACUGUGUCAUGCGUGUAUGAAAACAAAGCCCACACUGUCUGCAGAAAGAAGACGGACAUGCAGCCACCUUGAGGGAAGAAAAACUUCAUCUCCAGUCCGCUCUUCCCUCUCUGUCGAUACAUCUCCAGCACUUGCUCCCAUUUGAUUUAAGCCUCCAUCAGGCUGGUGAAGUGAAGGACGGAGCCGUCUUGCUCCUGUAAACGCUGAUAGAUUGAUCCAAAGGUGAAGCGGAGUCUUCGACUGCUAAUGUGCCUGAAGCAUACAGAAUCCAUUCAGAGCACACAGCAGCUCUAUCAUAUCACUGAUCACUUCUCUUCACUCCCACAAAAUUUAAAAUGCUGCUUUUCUAUCCAUCUCUUCCAAUGUCUUACUGUUAGUUUUUAUCCUUGAUUUACAUUUUAAAAUUUUAGUUUUCUUUUUGUUUUUCUUUUUGUUUUUUUUAAUUAAAGGAUUUUGUCUGCGGGAUGCGAUAUCUCGCAUGCAUAGUUUGAAGAAUGUGCUGCCAUGAAAAUCUUUUUAAAUGUGAAUAAAAAUAAACUCUGUUAAACUAA
This is a messenger RNA of Melanotaenia boesemani (Boeseman's rainbowfish), 2421 nucleotides long. Its product is annotated as SPRY domain-containing SOCS box protein 4-like. Bases 566 to 1402 code for a protein of 278 amino acids. The record is from RefSeq and is a predicted model, not a curated record. NCBI's taxonomy places the organism in Eukaryota, Metazoa, Chordata, Actinopteri, Atheriniformes, Melanotaeniidae. Gene Ontology annotation, molecular function: protein binding. Gene Ontology annotation, cellular component: SCF ubiquitin ligase complex. Gene Ontology annotation, biological process: proteasome-mediated ubiquitin-dependent protein catabolic process; intracellular signal transduction. The transcript is spliced from 4 exons.